CUACAUAUCAUCUCAUUUAAAUCAACAUUGGUAUUAAAACAUCUGGAAUAAUCGAACAUGGAUCCAAACUCCACCAUUGCUGUGCAAUUGGAAUGUGUUAGACAGAUUUAAAGUGUUAAGAUGAUUAUUCAUUUUAAAACCCUGGUUUCGAGCAACAUCAAACGCAAGAAACCAUGGAGUAAAGUUGCUUGGGUUGGAAACUUGAAGGAAAGUGUUUGUUUGUUUGAUAAAAGUCGGGUUUCGAUAUUGUAUCUUCCUUCGGGGAAAACCAAGAAAUCAAUUUCAUGUCUUCAGCCGUUUAAGAAAGAGAUCGUUUGUUUCAAUACUUCAUCAUCUGGAGAAUAUAUUGUUGCUGUAUUAACCAAUGGUGAGAUCAUACGUUGGGAGAAAGAUAGCAACCAUGUUUUGAGAAUCGAAUCAUCACCGGGUGUUAUUGUACAAACUGGCAAAGAUUCCUCAAAAAUCCACAUAUACAUCAACAGCAGCGGUGACAAGGUUUUGUUGGUUAUCGGGAACAAAGUAAAUGUAUGGGAUAGGGGCCGAUGGGUGGGGGUAGGGUUGGGGCAGUUUGGAAGUUCCCCUCUUACUAAAGAGGUUUCUAUUGACGCAAGGUUCUUCAAUAACAUGGACCAAGGUGAAUGCUGCUUAUGUACAUUCGUAUUCAACACUGGCAACAAAAUGUCAAUGUUUUGUUUAUUUCUACGUUGGUUGGAUCACGCAUGUAAUGAUGUUGGUUUCGUAUCUACUGUAUCCACACAUACGUUCCCACUGCAACAUAUUCACCCACAAUGUAAACCUAUAAGAUUACGAGGGUCAUACAUCACAUGCAUCUCCCAUGACGGACAAACGGUAGCGACAGCUGUCAAUCAACGUCAACCUCAUCAAUCAAAGUUGAUGUUCAUCCAUCCAUAUACAGCAGCUUCUGUGGUUGUGGAUCUUAAACAUCUAGGAUCGAAAAGCGACAACGUACUCAAGCAAUUCGCAAAAACAUACUGGAUUGCGCAAAUGUCAUGGACAUCCGACGACGUAUAUCUCGCUUGUAUAACUCGUCGUGGUUCGCUGCUUCUACUUUCAAAACUUGGCCAACCAAUCAUGAUCGCUUGUGAGGGGUCAAGGGUCGACUUCGGCCCCGCCCACUUUCUACCUCUUCACCCAUUGGUCGAACACGGGAGGAACAAACACGACAAUCCGCUGAGUCACAAUAAAGACGACGAGUCACUCGCUUCUACCGUUAUCUCCGAAAAAUCGACUCGGCAAAAAUUCUCGGUUUCCACCCACCCCAGGUUACCCAUAAUCCUUUGCAGCGACGGGUAUUCAGUGACGGCGCUACAGAUGUCUGAGUGGGUGAGGUCACGUGACCUAGCUACGAUAUCAUUGGUGGAAAUCAACAGGGACCUGAAGUCUAUCAGCAAGAAGUUUAACUUGGAGGUAACACGACACACCACGCCGAGGUUUGAACCCCCACCCCUCAUCACCGAGACUGCAAAGUUUAAGGAAAACAAGUUCACCCUUCUGUACGAGAGUUUUGUUAAGAGGGUUUCACGCAAGAACAAGCGCAACAAAUCUGAAGAGAAUUUGCUCGAACGAAGUUUUAGCAAAAACGAAGAAGUCGAAAUGCUUGCUUACAGAUUUGAAGAAGAUGAGAAUGAAGCAACACAAGAUGAGACCGACAACGAUGAUGACUCUAGAGCUCCACCCGGUGUCAUACUUGACGCAGAUUCAGGAAAGUUAAGUUUCGUUGAUUUGGACGAAACCGAGCAAACUUUGGAUGAAAAUUUACCAUUAGAUGGAGAAUCCUUGCACAAACUCAUCUCCCAAUGUUUGCUUAAGUUAUUAUCAACAUGGGGUAUUAUGACAUCAGAAUCGCAUCAUAAUACCAACCAUGCCAAUGAUGAAUUACAUCAGUUCUUCCUACAAACACUACGUUGUAUCUGUUCUACUGUGCUGCAGGCUCAACAAAUUGCUUCGUGUUUGGUUUGGAGGAUUGGAUCAGAUGAACAUGGGACUUCCCCUGUCCAGAGAACACUCAGUGAACUGUUAGACACGAUUCCAAAAAGGUUGUGUAUCAUUGCUUCAUGGGAUGCUCACUAUCGCCCUGUAGUGGUGAAAAGCAUCACCACAGCCAUAGAAACAAUAUUAACAUCGAGUCGAUCGUCACCUGAAGGUUGUUUGUCCAUCAAGGAUUUAUCAAGGAAUAUUUUCGUUGCUUUUUAUUCGUUGAAACAAUGUGAGAAGCAUCUUAACUUGGUGUACAGCUUCCAUCUCUCUCCAUUACGAUUGGUUAAUAAUCGUCACAUGACCGACUGCUUCUUCCAUUCAUUGGAUGUUGAAGAUUUUAAACCGACCAAUCACAGUGAAGUAUUAUCUUCACAAAGAUUGAUGUUGUGGCAAGCUUGGAGGAAAUUUUAUUCUUUUGUGUCAAAAAUCUGGGACCUAGAACAAUGCAAACAGAUUCUUCCGUCUCUCUCCCGUGUUUACUCAACCGUGCAGAAAAUCGUUUUACCGAGGUCAUGUGACCGUGACAUCAUCGAGAGGUCAACGACCUUGAGUAGCAUGAGGUUGAACCUGUGUGAAUAUAAACUCAACCAAGCGUUACGACUCGUAGCGAGAAUAUUGGACGACCAUCUUGUUACUGGGAGUAAAUGGAGCGAUACCAACUGGGCAUCGGUGGAAUUAAUAUGCAAAGUAAUGAUCGAUUAUUACAAAGACAAACCAAUUGUUUUCCAAACAAACGAGUAUGGAGGUCGUAUGAUUGUUCUGGAUAGAGGGGUUCUAACUUCUGCUGUCAGUUCACAAAGAUUAUCCGCACACUGGUCAGCUGAACACGCGGUGUCGAUUCUACUUUGUGCGGGGCGGUUAUAUGAAGCGAGCGAAUUGGCUGUUGCUGUGGGGGCGUGGCGGGUGGGCGUGGCACUCUCCGCUGUAGCAACAAAAGUCCGGGCGUUUACGGACGAUUAUCGACAGUUUGACGGCUCCGGUUGCGCUGAUGCUGUCAUAGAUAUCUUAAAAGAUAAAUUCAUAAUGUUUUUGCCGGAAUCAAUUAAAAGCGAAGUUGUAAAAAAUACUGAGGAACUUUUUGACUUUGACCCAGAGUUACUUUACCCAGAGGUCGUUGACCUUUUCACGGUAGGGGUCAUGACCGGUAGUGACCUUUCGUCGUGGGUCAUUGACCUCCUGAUGAAUAAGUUGAAGACAAAACUUGGAAAGUUGGAUUUGUUGCUUAAUGAUGAUGUUCAUAUCCCAACCCCUCCCAUGCAUCUACCACAACUAAAUAUGGGUGAGGAUGAAGAUGAAAAUCUUGUUUUGAUUCGUCACCAAUUAUCCUCGUUGAUUCGCCUUUUGUUCGUUACCUUCCACUCGAUGGGGAUAACACACCUCGCUGCUUCGUGGUAUGUCAAACUUCUCAGGUCAGGGGAAUCACCCAUGUCCUCGCUAUCUGAAGAUAAAUCAGAAAAUCUUUUUUCCUCGGAAGAAGGGAGGAUGGUGGUAGCCUCGUUGCGGGAGAUUUGUGGCAUGCUGUGGUCGCUACAUGUUCGUGAGAAGCUCACAGAGGCCACUAGGGCGUACCAGAGAGCGCGGGAAAAUGAAGAAGUGUUAGAAGCGGUGGUGCAUGACUGUUACGCUUGGUUGAGUAGGGCUAAAGUGUUCGCAAAGUUUUAUAAUUGGGACGAGGAAAUACAAGAUCUGGUCCUCUGCCUUGCAUCUGAGCUCCCUGUGGAUGAGGACCUCAUUCAUAUCAUCGCUGAGCAUUUCCAUGAUCCUAACAUCAUAUCUGCCAAAGUUGAUCCCAAGAUGAAAAUUUUAAUGCAAAGGAUGCGACAGACUUUUUAUAAUGUAGAUGGUACCUUACAACCUAUGACUGUGUUGUACCAACGCCUAUGUAGUGAGCUAGAUACACAGAAGCAUCAUAACACACAAGUCCAACAUAUGUUUAUGGAUAAGCAUGAAUCAUCCCACCCUGAUGGAGAAUGGUAUGUGCCAAAGUUCACAGAGUCUUACAAGGCUUCUUUAUGUGCAGUGUUUCCAUUCGAAAAAGACCAGUGUUUCCAUGAAUUUAUUUCACAGCUAUUCGAUGUAGUUCUAAACAAAGCAAGUACUAUACAACGUUCCGGUAAAAUGAAAAAGUCGGAAAAGAACGAUCGAAACAUUCUGUUGCUUUGUAAUCGUCACCAAGUUGCAACCAAUGAGCUCGACGCCGCAUUUAAAGUCCGUUCUCGUCAGAAACAGUUCACAAAGAUCGAAAACUUAAGCCACAACACACCAGAUGCAACAUCAACCCCGAAGAUACGAAAAUCGACAAGUUUCAAUGAGAAACCCACCACUAAAAGGCGCAAUAUUACCUUUCAACUUCCCAACCACAACAACCUACACCGAUACUUCAGCGAACCAGAUCUUAACGGUUCAAUUCUUGAUGAAACUUUCGACAAAUCUCUUCAAAUUCCAACUUUCGAUAAAUCAAAGAUCCCACAAUGGAUGAAGAAACGUCUUCUCAGGUUAUCCCCUUACCUUGGUUGGCUUGAACUCUGGAUAAACAGCCAAGUUCCUACCUCCCAUACCCACCAACCCUCUAUAAGGAUCAACCUCACCAAACACCAGAUGCUACAAGGACUUACUGUGGCUGAGCUGAGGUUCGGGGAUUUCCCUAAACCGAUAUCGACGAAGAAGCAAAUAUUUCUUCCACCGUUGAAAAUCGAAAGUUGCGUAACCGUGUUAACGGAUGAUGAUGUCACAACUGUGAGCUCCAUAGCAAGCGUGGAUGUCAAUCAAAAUGAAGAUCAAACUGUCAAUCAAGUUGAACCUGUCAAUGAAACCGAACCUGUCAAUCAAACUGAAUCUGUCAAUCAAAGUGAUGCAGCAAUAUCACAAACAGUAGUUGAUCAGCUGAUCUCAACCGACCAAUCAGAACCUCAGGUUGGCCAACCAAUACAAAGUCAAGGGCCAAUGGAAACAGAAACCUCUGAAGAAGUUACUGUAAUUGAAGUGAAAGAUAAAGAAGAGAAUAAGAAGGAGGAGCAGGAGGAAGAGGAGGAGAAAGGGGGAAAGAAAGAUACAACAUUAGUCCUUGAUGAUUUAAAAGAUGAUGAAAACAUUGAAGGAUCAUCAGUUGAAGAUUUCUCCAGUGAGUUAGCUGAUGGUGGGGGAACUUACAGAGUCAACAAUAAGAACAAGAAGCCAAACAAAGAUGAAAACGUGGCCGACGUUGUUCGUUCGGAGAUCAAUAACGUUCUCCUCGCCCAGCAGGUGUCGCUGUUAAGCCAGAUCCUUCUCGGACAAACUUUAACCGGUGGUUCCCAACGUGGGGGAAACCCCUUAGUAGGGAACAUCCUCCAAUCGUUGCUCCCUACAGCUCCACCUAGUGUUGCGAACGAACCAAAGGUCGAAAAACAGGAAGUCCAUGAGGAAUCACAUAAAAAAGUUCAUGAUCAUGUUUAUCACAUGAAACCUUCACAACCCAAGAAAGACUUUGGCAUCCCUCUCUUCCAUGUGCCUGGGAUCACUAAAUCCCAUGACCCGAAGUCAGCUAAGUUAAUUUCCACCCCAAACUCAGCCACUAGUUGGCGUGCUUCACUCGCAGCAAAAAAAACUUACGAUGCCGAGAAUUCCCCCCAAAAACCACCUAAACUGAUAAACCUCAAAGACAGAAAGAAACCCCUUGUCAUCCAAGACACGAACUUACAACACCCAAUUCGCCAUACCUUACCCACCAACCUCCCGUAUGAAACCCCUAUUGACCCCCCUAACCCUACACAACCUGUAUUAAUGAAGCCACCCACUCCACAGCACAUACCAUCAUCAUAUACAACUCAACAACCCGGCCCGGCUGCAAAACAAACUUACAAAACUCAAUACCCGAUUUUACAAAUAAACCCCCAACACCCUAAAGCCCCAUCUUUUAACUCAGCCCCACAACCAGCCCCAAUCCCAAGACAAGAGUCCCAUCAUGCCCCACUUCACCCAUACACCCAACCCCCUGUUCUUAACCCACCCAGAGAAGCAUGGGUUGAAGGGAAAGCCCCCAAACCGAUCUUCAUCAACUGUCAAUCACAACAGUAUCCACGACAACAGACGCAUAGAGAUCUUAUACCAAGGUUAAUAAAUCCACAAGAGGUGCUAGAGUACGAAAGUCGCAAACAUGGAUUCACCAAUAUUAAGAAAUCUUCGGGACCCACCCAGCCCCGCGUACCCCUUAUGAAAGUAUCGGCCCCACCCUUUGAACAUACAGGGGGUCAUCAUAAACCCCAGGAACCUCCCCAAGUUACCCCUCCCAUGAUCAACAAGGAGAACGUUAACCCCGCCCAAGUCGCCCCACAAACUAAACCAACACAACCAGCCCCUCCCCUCCACAAAGCUACCCAACCCCAUGAAGAGUUCCAUGGCUUCAUUGAUCAAGAUGAAGUGAGGAGAGAAGUUGAGAUGAAGAUGUUGGGAUCGGAUGAAAAGAUGACGGGAGCUGAUGCUCAUUAUGUGGCUACAGUGGGCAAGCAUGAGAAACCUCAUAAACCUCGUAUGAAAGAUGCGGACACCCAGAUAGAGGUUGAGGAACAACCACACCAACGAUGAUGAUGAUGAUGAUGAUCUUGUGGAUUACGGAGAUCAAAUGACGACCAAACCACUUCAACCUCCACCUGAUAUCUUCCUUAAACUAAGACUUGAAUCUGAGAAGCCACAAGAAGCAGUAGAGAGAACAGGUUUUCUUCAUAUUGGUGAAGUGAGUGCGGAAAGUGUGAAGAAAGGAAUUGAAAGACCG
Molecule: messenger RNA, 6748 nt
Organism: Ciona intestinalis (vase tunicate)
Lineage: Eukaryota; Metazoa; Chordata; Ascidiacea; Phlebobranchia; Cionidae
Source: RefSeq, a predicted model, not a curated record